UCAUUGCAUGCGUACACUGUUUGGUCGUACGACGAAACUGUCUCGUGAUUUAUAUGUCUUUAAAUUCAGUUGCGUGUGGUUUUUCAUGGAAAUGUUCUCUGAAAUGUUUUAUUUUAAUAUUGUUACUACAUGUCCUAGAUGGUAUAGUUUCUAGAUCCAAUACAAGGUCAUUUGGUAACCAGUUUAGACUGUUUCUUAUGUAAGAAUAUGACGUAAACUUGCAUAUAAAGGACGUUAUAGAAGAAAUUUUAUGAACCCACAGCGACAAGAUAGAUCUGAUGUAAUAUGUGUUUUAAGGAAAUCAAAAUUAAGGAAUGUAACUGAACAACUAAAUUGCGUUAUCAUAAUAUGUAUAAGUUUCCUGGGACAAACUUGUCCAAAGACAAACACUCGCAAAAUUUCUUACUUGUGAAUGGCAUUUAUAUAUAUAUGUCUGUGGAUGGGACGGAUCUUAAAUGCGUAAUGUUGAUUAUUUACUUGAUCUCAUGAAUUUUAGAAAUGUUGAACAUUACAAGUUUGCAAUAUGUGCAAAAGUUAUACUAUUAGCAACCCCCUUCAAAGAUAUUCUACAUUUGUCAAUUGGCCUUUUGAUGAAAGCGAGAAAAAGACCCUUGCAGAUGCCGGAUUUGUCUACACUGGAAAGGAAGAUAUACUCAAAUGCGAAACAUGCGACAAGACUACGCGUUAUCAUCACUGGAAGGGGAAAAAGACGCCGAGUCAAGCACACAUAGACCUUAACCGCCAUUGCGAAUUCGCAAAAGAUACUUCAAAAGUAACCAGUCUGUACAAUCGACUACAUGGCCGUCCAAUGUAUCCGUAUUAUAAGGAAUAUCAUCAACGACUUUCAAGUUAUAGCUCUUGGAAGUUUGAGGCUAUUCAGUCAUCAAAAGGUCUUGCCGACGCUGGAUUUUUUUCAACAGGUGAACAAGACGAAACAAUAUGCUUCAGUUGUGGUCUUUGGCUUACAGAUUGGCAAAAUGACGAGAAGCCAUGGAUAGUUCAUGUUCGGUAUUUUUCGAAGUGUCCAUAUAUUAAAGAACAAAAAACACUAUGUUUUAUUAGAAACGUUCUGGAAGAUUGGCAGAAGAUUUAUAGACCAAUGCAUCUCAACUUUGAAGACGAAACAAAACGUGCAUCUUCGUUCAAUUUGUUUAAUGGGAGAAAUGUCUGCCUUUCACCAGAUAGUCUUGCCGAAGCUGGCUUCUUUCAAGAUGGAAACCGAUUCGUAGUCUGUCAUUAUUGUAACAUUAGACUUUUAACAUGGACAACAGACGUCAAUCCCUGGGAAAUGCAUGCCAGGUGGUCAGGUCGUGCACAAAGUGAGUGUCAAUAUUUGGUAAUAAGGAAGGGAAAGCACUUUGUAGACUCUGUCCUGAAAAAAUAUGUGGACGAACAAGAGAAGAUAAAGAAUAAAUAUGUGCAUGGAAGUGUGAAAAAUUACAAAGGAGGAAAAAGCAGAUGCACGUCAGAUAUAUGCGAUAGUCUUAAAGAUAAUGUUCCACUUCGAAAUGAAAGUGAAGUUUGUACAUAUAACGAUAUCCUUAAAGGCAAUUGCAUUACAUGUAAAAACGAAAAAGCAACUACUUUAUUUCUUAAAUGUGGCCAUAGAAUCACUUGUCACAAGUGUUCUCUUUCAUUUACCAAAUGUCCGUAUUGUGAAACCAAUGUUAAAAGUAGAAUUAUAACACAAUUAUAAAAUAUCCAAUCACCAACAGCGAACAUUUUUCUAUGAUUUUUAGUAUACACAAGUCUCUUUAUUCUGCAACUAUAUAACUGUUUUCAUAUGAUGAUAUUUAAAAUUUUAUCUAAAACCAUGUCGUCCUUAGAAUGAAAAGUGAAAAUCGAUAUCGAUCAAAGAUAUGAUGGAUAGAAAUCUUUUGAACUCGUUUCACAGUCGGGAAAUAAAGAUCUAAGACCAGGUAACUGAAAAAAUUAUGUUAACUAGAUAGAAAUGUUUGCAUUGGGUUUGAAUUUUUGUUGAUAUAACAAGUUUGGAAUACAAUUAUAUGAAACAGGAAACAUUUGGUGAAUCAAAUUUAGUUUCAUUGAUGGAAGAAGUUCAAGUGAAAGCUCAGGACCAAUUACGACAUGUACGACUUAACUGAAUUCUGAACUAAAUGUUGGAAAUGCAGAGAGACUUUUUAUUUCAGUCGCUGUAUAUCUUGAUUGUGCCAUAAAAAAUAAUGACACUACACGAAAGGUAAGUGCGCUAUACAGUUAAAAGAUUAAAUUUCUAAAAAUAAAUUCUGGAAGCGUAAAAAAAAACCAAGUAGGAGAUUUAAGAGAAUUAAAAGGGAGAACAACCCAUAUCAGCCGACCACAAUGGUAUCUUUACAAUGAAAAAUCCAGUUGCUAUAAUUGUUUUGCCCAGUUUAUCUGUCUCUACUCUUGAAGACGAUAUAUGCGUAUAGGAGAAUAUAUAAGCUGUAAGAAUCGACAAUUGUAAGGUUGUUGCCAUAACAAGAAUGAAGAGGUCAGAAAAUCUGUGUUUCCAAAUGACCAGACAAAUCUUAGUAACCAUCUUGCAGACUUUUCAGGAUAUGAGUUGCAGCAUAAAGAGUAAGUCAUGUAUAACUCCAAGGUAAAUUCAAGAAGGAGCAAGUCCAUAAAACAUGACAAAAUCAAACGCUCGACUUUUUCAACCAAUGGAACGAAUGGCAAAGAACUGUCACAAACUUGACUUUAUGAAGGCAUUUUCGGAAGAAAAUGGUGGGUUAAAACCAGAUUAAUAGCUAUCUUAACUCUCACUUGUAUGACUGUUUUUUUUUAUAGUUUAGUUAUAUUGACAAUAUUGGGUGAGCAACCCAAAAAGAAAUAAUUGGUUAACGUAACAAUAAUUGGGAUGGAGCAGCUAAAACUGUGUAAACAUACAUCACUGGCAUACAAAAACAACUGAUUUAAAGAUUCAAACAAACAUACAAAAUAAUCAGACAAUGAUGACAAGAAAAACAGAUUUUUGUAGUUGAUGGUACAUACUGUAUAGUUAAACAUAAUUUCAUACACAAUUCCCCAAAAAGUACACAAUAAUUGAAAUAUGAAUAUGGUAAACAAAAUGAAAGCAACGCUAUAAAAAUCUCAUUUUUCCGAGUCACGUCAAGCAUGUCAAGAGUCAUACGACCAGAAGGAACAUAAUAGUACAACAUGUACAAAGACAAAUACAGUGAAAACUGAAAAAAAAAAAUUAAAUGAUACUCAACGUUAGCACUUGAAAUCUAUACCUCAAGAUCGUACUGUAUGAUUUGUGAAGUAGAUAUUGAAUAUUUAUCUUUUAGGUCUUUUACGUUCCGAUGAACUUUAACAAAAGGAAAAGACGUUCUUUGAAGAAACUCUGGCUCAUCAUUGUUUGCCCAGUCACCGAUGACGUUUUACAAAGUCUAAGUAGCAGCUGCAAGCUCUUGAAUAUGUUGAAUAUCGUAUGAGUUGAUAAAUGUAUACUCUGUAUGCGGUUGAUGUUGGACUAUUGCUGCUAAGAUGAGUUGGCAUAAACAGAAAUAAGCUCAUCUGACAACACCAACACUUCAUUUGAGGUUCCAAUAUAAACUUUAUUUGAUUGAUAUAAAUACGAAUUAUUAAGAUGUUUGCCAAACGUAAUCGAGACGGCAACCCAGCGAGAAAAGAUGGUCAGAUAGUCCAAAAAGGUCUUCAGUAAACCACUGACAAGUGCCUGCAUAGUUUGAUGUACUUUAAGGUAGAGAAGCUGUAAUCGAGACGGCAACACAACAAGACAAGCUAACAAAAAUAAUACAUCGAUGAUCAGAUGAUCCAAAAAGAUUUUCAGUGAACCACUGACAAGUGCAAACACAGUUUAACAGACUUUAAGAGAACAGUAUAACAAAAAUUAAAGAUUAAUCAAAGGUAACAAGAAAGAAGAUAGAAAGCAAGGUAUGGUGAACAACUUUAUGUGUAUAUGCUAGUUUUUACAUUGUAUAGAACAGCAUACCAUAUGUACCAGGAACAAUGACAGAAUAACGAUUUACAAUGUAAAUACAAUUAUAUAUACAUAACAAUGACACACUCUAAAGUGGGAUGUAAAAUACUAUUCAUAUUUUCAGACUGAAGCAGAAUUUGUUUGUAUAACAAAGCAGCAUUAUGUCAAUUUAAUGUAACUUCCUGUCCAGAUUUAUACAAUAAUUGAGCGUUCAUUACGACUCACCAUCCGCAUUUAUACCUGUCAAAGAUAAGGACCUACAAAUGUUUUUGUUUAUAACAUUUAUGUCAUUUCAAUUUGA
Messenger RNA from Mytilus californianus (California mussel), 4229 nucleotides. Its product is annotated as E3 ubiquitin-protein ligase XIAP-like. The record is from RefSeq and is a predicted model, not a curated record. Lineage: Eukaryota; Metazoa; Mollusca; Bivalvia; Mytilida; Mytilidae. The transcript has 11 exons. The coding region runs from base 524 to 1696 and encodes 390 amino acids. Gene Ontology annotation, biological process: negative regulation of apoptotic process; regulation of cell cycle; positive regulation of protein ubiquitination. Gene Ontology annotation, molecular function: ubiquitin protein ligase activity; cysteine-type endopeptidase inhibitor activity involved in apoptotic process. Gene Ontology annotation, cellular component: cytoplasm; nucleus; spindle microtubule.